This is a messenger RNA of Maniola jurtina (meadow brown), 2200 nucleotides long. RefSeq names its product CCR4-NOT transcription complex subunit 1-like. Gene Ontology annotation, molecular function: molecular adaptor activity. NCBI's taxonomy places the organism in Eukaryota, Metazoa, Arthropoda, Insecta, Lepidoptera, Nymphalidae. Gene Ontology annotation, biological process: nuclear-transcribed mRNA catabolic process, deadenylation-dependent decay. Gene Ontology annotation, cellular component: CCR4-NOT core complex; P-body. The record is from RefSeq and is a predicted model, not a curated record. The transcript has 10 exons. Bases 155 to 1735 code for a protein of 526 amino acids.
ACAUACUCUUUGGGGACGCCCACAGGUAACAGGGGACGCCAAAAAACGAAUAUUCCAGGUGGCGAACUGCGCCGGGAGCAUAGGCAGCUGGCCUUCUAUCGCGACCGCCAAAAACAGAGACACUGCGUUCAUAGCUACACACGGAUAUGACAAAAUGACUGCCCAACAGUCAUGUAACGACAUGUACAACGGUAUCCAAGAGAAGACGGCGAACCUCCUCUGGGAAUGGGGGAAAAUCCUUCAGAGUUCCCGCAAUGAGAUGGAGAUAGACCAGAAGUUCAACAUUUUCGUGCACACGAACAGGAACGGCAUCUUCAAAUCCGUUGAAAUGAUCUCAGAGUUCUUCCGCAUCGCCACACAAAUGUGUGUAAAGAAUGUGUACCAACUCCUCAACAAGGACAAGGCGCCGCCGAGGAGGGAAAAUUAUUAUGUGAUGUGCGAUUCGUUCAUCAAACUCGUCUCGCUAUUGAUUAAAAAAAACGCGCACAGCGCCAACCCCGCUCCGCAACUCAAAUUGUUACCAAUGAUACUUAACACGAUAGCUGGUCGUUUGCUCCAAGACCAGGAAGAGCAUGGAAUUCAUUUUCAUCAGCUUCCUUAUCACAGGCUGAUAAUAAUUUUGUUCCUUGAAAUGACACAAGAGGACAUGGCAAUAGUCAACUAUGAGGUAGUCUUUGAAUUCUACCAAAUGCUUCGCAUCGUGAGACCUAGCGCUGCACCCGGUUUCUGCUACGCGUGGCUAGAAAUAGUCGCGCAUAGGGUCUUUAUGCACAGAGUGCUCGUCGCCACUUCGAUACGACAGGGAGCGGGGAUGAUGUAUUGUACGCUGCUCAUCCUCCUUUUCGAGUUCCUCCACCCGUUCCUGCGUAACACGGAGUGGGCCCCGCCGGUCAUUAUGCUGUACAAAGGGACCCUGAAAGUGUUACUGGUUCUGGUCCACGAUUUUCCGGAGUUCCUGUGCGAUUACCACUACAGGUUCUGCGAUGAGAUUCCGCCGAAUUGCAUACAGAUGAGAAAUAUUAUCCUCUCGGCCUACCCGAUGAACAUGAUACCGCCCUACCCGCUCUCGCUGAAUCUAGAUGUGGAUCUGAUAGCCGAGAUGAGCUUACCGCCGCGUACAGCCAUACAUUUUGAGGCCAUAAUCCCCUCGUCGAAACUCAAGAAGGAUCUGGACGCGUACUUAGAGGCCCAAGCGCCUGUUACCUUCCUAUCAGAGCUGCGGAGCAACAUACAGGUAGUAAACGAGCUGGGUAGCCGAUAUGAUACCAAAAUGAUGAACGCAGUGGUUCUGUACGUGGGCACGAAAGCUAUCGCUCACAUAAGGGCGAAAGGACAAACGCCGAAUAUGACUACUAUAGCCCACUCAGCGCAUAUGGAUAUAUUCCAAAACUUUGCAGUUGACUUUGACUGUGAAGGACGAGCGCUGUUUCUGAACGCGAUCGCAAAUCAGUUGCGAUACCCGAAUAGUCACACGCACUAUUUUAGCUGCUGUCUGCUGUAUUUGUUCGCGGAAGCUGUCAAUAUAAAAGAACAAAUAACACGGGUUUUGUUCGAAAGAUUCCUUGCGGAGCGCCCGAUUCCUUGGGGAAUACUCGUCACCCUAAACAAACUUGUUCACGAUCCUGUUUAUAAAUUUUGGACGCAGGAGUUCGUCGUCCGUUGCAAGCAAGACAUCGGAAAUGUGGCUCGCAUUAUCGCAACCCGACAUCGUAUUUACAAUGGACAACAGAUUUGAUUGGUUCUUCGUCCUGUAACACGAACGCAAUGUCUAGCAGUAUCGAGAUGCUUGAGGUUAUCAAGGAUUCGUCAAACCAUUGGUCAUCUAUUUUACACCUCAGCACCAGAACAACGCCGCUUGGCCUCACAAUGACUGCAUUAAUUGCCGUUAAAUAAAAGCGGUGCGUCGCUUUUAUUUAACGCAUACCCGUCUUUACUCCCAGCUCGCCUGAUUAUAUAGGUGAUGUGGCUAAACUCGACUUUUUACCGGAUAAUGUCACUAACGACAUUUUUUGUAUAAAAACUUAUAUUUUGUUGCAUAGCAACAUAUAUAAUAUAAUACAUGUUUAUACACUUUGUUACCUAUUUUUACAUAUUGUAAAUAUAAUAAACAUAGCAAAUGUUUUCUAUGUUUGCUAUGUUUAUUCUAUAUUAAUAUCUAGGUGCUAGAUGGGUGCUAGAUUUACUGUAGAAAAAAAACUUA